Penicillium soppii is the source of this 2226-nucleotide messenger RNA. RefSeq names its product putative chromatin remodeling complex subunit (Rsc9). Lineage: Eukaryota; Fungi; Ascomycota; Eurotiomycetes; Eurotiales; Aspergillaceae. Bases 1 to 2226 code for a protein of 741 amino acids. The transcript is spliced from 3 exons. Gene Ontology annotation, molecular function: DNA binding. The record is from RefSeq and is a predicted model, not a curated record. Gene Ontology annotation, biological process: regulation of DNA-templated transcription.
AUGUCUGGGUCUACCCCUCGCACCUCGCUGCGACAGGGCCUGCGCCAUGCUCCCAAGGUCAAUCAGCCCUUCAUCCCUGACACAACCCCUGCUCGUCGCUCGCACAUUCACCAUGGCCUCACAUCACCACAACCUCCCAGCCCACACCAAGUGAACCUUGACCCCGCCGCAAACCCUACUAGCUCGCAGUUUACAGUUGAGAGUUGGCAAGGGAAGGACCACAGGCAGCUCCCUAUGUACACAAGAGAGGUCCCAACGCCAGGCAAUCGUCCGCUCAUGUUUGCCCAUCUACGAGACCCGUCGAAAGCGCCUAAACAGCUGGAUUACUUUGACCCCUACUUCCCUCUUAGGUAUCUAGAGGUUCCGAGAACCGAUCAUAUCUAUAAACGUGCCCACUAUGGCCUGCAGUCGGGUAUCCCCGACGAAGUUGACUUUGCACUUUAUCAUCUCGUUCAGAUUUCCAAUCAACGCUGGGACAAAUUCAAAUUCGAAGGAUUCCCAUUGCUUGCUGAAACCCUGAUGCAGAAAGCACUCGAUCUCACCCAGCUUUGCACAGGUGUCAAAUGGGAAUUUCAAUACGAUCCGCAUCAGCCGACUGACCGUGUCAACGUGCUCAACUCUCUCCAUGGCACCCGGGAUAUUCUUGAUAAAAUCAGCAAAAUCCCGGUAAACCUACCCGAUGACAGCCUUGAGACAUACGAGUUCAACCAUCAACUUCGAAACAUCAAAGAGGCCACAUUGGUGUUGAGAAACAUGGUGUUGCUCAAGGAAAAUGCCUUCUAUGUGUCGCGCUAUGCAAAUGGUCUAUUGCGAGACUUUUUGGUCAUCUUAAUCAAUGCUCCGAACCAACCCCGACUCAACGAAAUCAAAAACGAUGCUCUUGACAUUGCCGAAGAAGUUACCAAAUUCCUGCGAACUGACCCCGAAGACCCGUUGUGGAUUUCCUUGGUGAAUUGCAUAGAUUCUCCAGAUCGCGCCCAUGUCGUGCGAUCUCUGUGGGCCUUGACACAUUUCGGCACUGAGCUGGAUGAUGCAGAUGCCAACCGCGCCAUGGAAACCUUGACAAAACCAACCCUCCAACAAGUGUACUAUCACACGUUGCUCGAUCUCGAUAAGGAUAUUCUGAGCGGUGCACUCGACCUCUGGUACCAAUACACCCUCAGCCAUGACAACAUCGAAACGUUGAUGGAUGUGGUGAACUUCCCAAUCGUCUUCGUUCCACGCAUGGUUGCUCUCUUGACUUACGAAGCCCGACCUACCAAAAAUGAAACAGUUCUCCAGGAAGAAAAGGUCGCACCCCCACCAACUGACAUCCCUCGAGUGCCUCCCGAGCUUUUGGAAAAGCUCUUGGAGCUGUCAGAACCGGAGCGAAGCUCUCAGUGGCUGCGUUGCUGUUUCAUCGAGGAUCCAGAUUGCGAAAUCACACAAAUUGCUUUAUGGCAAGCCUACCAAAGCCGAUUCGCAGAUCCCCGUGUCGCUGGAGGAGGUGUACUUCCUGCUGCGGAAUUUAUCAAGAACGUAAGCAAUACGUUCACAAAUGCGCAAGCGCAGGUCAUCAACGGGCCCGGUGCUGCCACUAAAUUCAUCAUCAAGGGCAUCCGGCCUUUAGAGACUGCCCACACCUUCGAGGGCUUCCCUUAUCUGUACUGCCGAUGGGCAGACCACUCAAAGCCCUCGAAGAUGUGCCAACGUGGAUUCACCUCCCCAACCGACCUACGGGAUCACGUUUUCGGCGAUCACAUGAACCUAGAGCCCACAGACACGCCUGGGCAAUACAAAUUGGAUAGUGCAGAGACUCCAAUUCACACCUGUCAGUGGGACCACUGUCAACGCUUCCGAGCUUCCGGCGCCAGCGCCAACACGUCCAUGGUCGCCGGGCAUGUUUCUUCACAUCUGCCUGAAGAUCGUCCCGCAGACGCACAACCUACCACCGCCAAGCGUGCAGUUCUACAAGAAAGAAUCGUGCGUAAAUGGUACUAUAUGGACACCCCGACCAACGAGAAGGGAGAGCCAAUCGGCGUGGCCUACAAGGCCGCAUUGGUUUUGCGCAACAUCGCUCGCGGCCUUCCAAACCGCACUACAUCCAAGUACGGUGGCCUUCCCUGGAAGAAGGCCUGCUUCACCAGCCAACGGCCUAAGAUCGUAGAGGUCUGGGACCGCAACCGUGCCCUACGCAAGGAGCUGACUGAGUUGAUUAUGGUAAUCGAGAAAGAGGUCGACUACUGA